Sorex araneus (European shrew) is the source of this 2014-nucleotide messenger RNA. RefSeq names its product N-alpha-acetyltransferase 80, NatH catalytic subunit (gene NAA80). Gene Ontology annotation, biological process: protein acetylation. Gene Ontology annotation, cellular component: cytoplasm. The record is from RefSeq and is a predicted model, not a curated record. The coding region runs from base 127 to 1176 and encodes 349 amino acids. The transcript is spliced from 2 exons. Gene Ontology annotation, molecular function: acetyl-CoA binding; N-acetyltransferase activity. NCBI's taxonomy places the organism in Eukaryota, Metazoa, Chordata, Mammalia, Eulipotyphla, Soricidae.
GGAGCACUCAGGAGCCCCGCCCCGUGUGGGUGGGGUCGAUGCGAAAGUGGUAGAACCGGCGGGAAGACUUGGGGCUUCAGACUUCCCCCCUGCGGGGCAGGGCUGAGACUGCCAGGGAAGUGACCUAUGCAGCAUGCAUGGCAGUCCUUGCACUCUCGGUUCUUCCUUCCCCGACUCUGUCCUCCCUCCUCAUGCAGCCCAGCAUGGCUGUUGUCCAUUGGAAGAGCUCCGCUGUGGGCUGAUGAGAUGCCACUGCCUGGAAACCAUGGCCUUAACCCCCAGCCUGCCACUGAGCCACCUGCAGCCCAGCAGAUGACUUUGGCUCCCAGCCUGACUCAACUGAGCCUGGAUCCUGUGCGCCUGCCAGAGCUAACCCUGAGCCUCAGACUGGCUGAGCUGACCCUGUGUUCUGCAUGCCGGCCAGAGAUGAGCCUCAGUCCUGGCUUGAGUGAGCUGACCCUGGAUCCUGCACGGCAGCCAGAGGAGUCCCCCAUCCCCAAUGUGGCUGAGCUGACCCUGGAGCCUGUUCACCGCCGACCAGAGCUCCUGGAUGCCUGUGCAGACCUCAUCAAUGAGCAGUGGCCCCGCAGCCGCGCCUCCCGCCUGCACUCCUUGGGCCAGUCUUCUGAUGCCUUCCCCCUCUGCCUCAUGCUGCUGGGUCCUUGCCCUACACCCAAGGCAGCCCCCAUUGUGGUGGGCCAUGCCCGCCUGUCUCGGGUGCUGAACCGGCCUGAGAGCCUCCUGGUGGAGACAGUGGUGGUGGCCCGGGCCUUGAGGGGCCGUGGCUUUGGCCGCCGCCUUAUGGAAGGCCUGGAGGACUUUGCUCAGGCCCGGGGUUUCCACCGGCUUCACCUCACCACCCAGGACCAGCUGCACUUCUACACCCACUUGGGAUACCGGCCGGGUGAGCCCGUGCAGGGUCUGAUGUUUGCCAGCCGUCGACUGCCCACCGCCCUGCUCAGUGCCUUCUCCAAGGCCCCUUGCCUGACUGUCCAUGCUGCCCUGGAAGCCCCCAGAGAGCCGCCAUCAUUGCUACCUCCCCCUGCGCCACCCCUGCCUGAGCCUGUGGCCACCUGUCCCUCACCUCCAACAAGGCCACUGCCACAAAGCCUGCUGGAAACACAGUAUCACAACCUGAGAGGAUGCCCCGUGUUCUGGAUGGAGAAGGAUAUAUGAGGCCCUCAGGGCAAGGCACUGUCCUUCGGGGUCCGGUGAACUGGCCAAGACUGUCAACCUAAGCACUCCAACCUUGCUUUAGCCCCUAGUUCCUGGCUCAGCUUGAGCCCAUGUCUGUUCUCUGGGCACUAAGUGGGCUAGGUAUGGUUCCUUGGCUCUGAGCCCUGAGCAGCUGAAUAAAGACUUCCGUUGGGGGUGGCUGUGACCAUUUAUUUGUUGAGCCCCUCUGCCACUUCCCCUUCUUGCCUUUGGUCUCUCCCCGCAGGAGGCCCGCAAGUUCAGAGGCACUUGCACGUGUCCCUCCUCUUCUUCCAGGCAGAGCAGCAGCAUGUCUGUUUCCCCGGCACAUAAACUCAUCCCUGUUCUGAGCACUGGCCAUGGCCAGACCCUGGACUGGGCUCAGGCAUGGGGGAGCUAAAUAAAGGCCUUGGUCCUAGGACAUGGACAGGAAUGCAGUGGCAGUAUCUAUGCUGGGACACUUGGUGCCCAACUACCCACCCCCUAGAGAUCCAAGAGUCCUUUCAGGGGAGGUAUCUACACCUCAGGGACCUGAGUGCUGAGUAGGAAUUAAGCCAGGCUAAGCAGGGACCAUGUGCUCCUGGGGCUGGUGAAGAUUGGCAGGGGAAGGAAGGGAAUUUGUGAGGGCUGUGGAUUGUCACAGGGCACAGUAGUGCUAUCAGCACAGCGGCAGACCCGGGAGGGAAGUGUCAGCCCUCUCUCAGUGCCUUUCCCACCCUCCAAGCAGGUGGGGAGGCCUGGGGAUCAGUUCCCUGCUUUCCCUGCUGUAGGCCAUGACUGGCCUCUAAGCGCACUCCCUCUCUCCUGCAGGUCUCUGGUC